Molecule: messenger RNA, 575 nt
Organism: Stegodyphus dumicola
Lineage: Eukaryota; Metazoa; Arthropoda; Arachnida; Araneae; Eresidae
Product: LIM and SH3 domain protein F42H10.3-like
Cellular component (GO): focal adhesion
Molecular function (GO): actin filament binding
Source: RefSeq, a predicted model, not a curated record
UUAAAAAGUGACUAUGUAUCUUUUUUGUUAUUCAUAUGACUUCUUUAACCAUGAUUCUCUCUUUCAGUCAUUGUCCACAAGCCAAGCAUACAGCAGUUGCUGACACUCCAGAGAUUCGAAGGUUGGCUGAAAACACUAAGUUGCAGAGCAAUGUAAAAUAUCAUGAAGAUUUUGAAAAGGCAAAAGGUAAAUUUACACAAGUGGCUGAUGAUCCUGAAACACUGAGGAUUCGCAAUACUUCUAAAAUCAUCAGCAAUGUCUCUUACCAUGGGGAGCUUGAAAGGAAAAAGCAAAUGGAACAGAAGCGUCAUUUGGUUCCCGAAAAGAAUGGGGUUCCUGUUCCAAUUAAUGGUAGUGGAGAAAUUAGCAGAAGUCCAGAUUUUAAUGAACGUAAUGCUCCCCACAUUGCAGCCACAUCCCAGCCCAUACGACCCCAGUCCCCUCCUGGCCGGAUUGCAGAUUAUGAACCUCAAAUAGCCCCAGAACAUAAAGAUUCGCCAUACUCUGCCAAACUCACUUCCACUGUCAUCUACACUUCUCAAGAAGGCCCAGGUAUAUAAGGAUUACUGAAAAGA